CACCCUUCCCCGGCUGAGAGACUCCUGAGGAAAUCAUGCCCCCAAAACGCAAGGCCCCUGCCCAAACCAAGGCAGCAGUCAAGGGCAAGAAGGUAAAAAAGGAGCCUGAACCAGAAGAAGACAGCUUCCGCUCCACUGUGGAAGCACUGAAGGCAGCUCCCAAGGAGAAGCUCAAAGCUAAAAUCGAUGCUGCCUGCCAGCUGUGUAAUACCAGCGAUGCCAAGAUCUAUGAGGACUAUGACUGCAUGCUGAACCAAACCAACAUUGGGCACAACAACAACAAAUUUUACAUUAUCCAACUCAUAGAGCACAAUGGAAGUUACAGCUGUUGGAACCGCUGGGGCCGGGUGGGGGAGCCAGGCCAGUCAAAACUCAGCAGCUUUCCUUCCUUGGAAGCUGCCAAGAAGGACUUUGAGAAGAAAUUUCGAGAUAAGACGAAGAACAGUUGGGCGGGCCGGGAGGCCUUUGUAGCCCAUGCUGGCAAGUACACCUUGAUCGAAGUGCAACAAGGGGAUGAAGAGGAACAAGAGGUGACAGUGAAGGUGGAUGCUGUAGAUGGAGUGAAGGUAUCCAAACAAAAGAUACGACCCUGCACACUGAACAAGCCUACCCAGGAACUGGUCUCACUCAUCUUUAGCAAUGACAUGUUUAAAGAAGCCAUGCAGACCAUGAAUCUAGAUGUGAAGAAGAUGCCCCUGGGGAAGCUGAGCAAGCAGCAGAUUGCCAAAGGCUUCGAAGCUCUGGAGGCCAUCGAGACAGCUAUGCAGAAACAGACUCCCUCCCAGAAGGAACUGGAGGAGCUCUCCUCUCGUUUCUACACCAUCAUCCCUCACAACUUUGGCCGUGCUCGACCUCCAUCCAUCACCACCCAGGAAGUCAUCCAAGCCAAGAAGGACAUGCUGUUGGUGCUGGCAGAUAUUGAACUGGCCCAGAGCUUGCAGGCCCAGAAGAAGGAGGAGGAUGAAAAGGAAGAGGAGAUGAAGGUGGAGGAAGUGCCCCACCCACUGGACAAGGACUAUGGGCUGUUGAAGUGUGAGCUCGCCCUGGUGGCCCCGUCAUCAGAGGAUUAUAAGCUGAUUGUUACCUACAUAGAGAAUACUGGUUGUACAUACCGGAAACUCAAGGUCCUGAAUAUCUGGAAAGUUAACCGAGAGGGUGAGGCCAAUCGUUUUGUCACUCACAGCCAUUUGGAGAACAGGCGCUUGCUGUGGCACGGCACCAGUGUGGCUGUCAUUGCUGCCAUCCUGAAGAGUGGCUUGCGUAUCAUGCCACACUCUGGCGGACGUGUGGGCAAGGGCCUCUACUUUGCUUCUGAAAAUAGCAAAUCAGCAGGUUAUGUGGGCACCACCUCCAAGCAGGUGGGGAUCAUGUUCCUGAACGAGGUGGCCCUGGGUAAGGAGUAUCGCAUCACCUGUGAUGAUCAUUCACUACGCAAGCCCCCAGAUGGCUAUGACAGUGUCUUGGCCUGCGGUGCAACUGAGCCAGAUCCUGCCUGUGAUAAAGAGAUAAUCCUGGAUGGGAAAAGAGUGCAGGUAGCACAAGGAAAGCCCAUUGCUCUGGCUGCAUACAAGUGCUCCAGCUUCAGCCAAAGCGAAUACCUGAUCUACCAGGAGAGUCAGUGCCGCAUCCGCUACCUUAUCCAGCUCCAGUUCUGAGAUGCAUUCUAAAGCUGCUGAUCUGCUGGGAGCCAC
Euleptes europaea (tarantolino) is the source of this 1691-nucleotide messenger RNA. RefSeq names its product poly(ADP-ribose) polymerase family member 3 (gene PARP3). Gene Ontology annotation, cellular component: site of double-strand break. Lineage: Eukaryota; Metazoa; Chordata; Lepidosauria; Squamata; Sphaerodactylidae. Gene Ontology annotation, molecular function: NAD+ poly-ADP-ribosyltransferase activity. The record is from RefSeq and is a predicted model, not a curated record. The transcript is spliced from 11 exons. Bases 36 to 1655 code for a protein of 539 amino acids.